CAUCAUAAGAAUUCCUGUUACCUUAUGAAAAUAAUAAUGAUAACAGUAACCAGUCAGUCAAUUAAUGCAAGUGAUGAUUGAGGAUACAUAAAACAUAUCCUAAAUAUCUUAGCCGACAAAGAUUUACUGCCUUAUCAAGAAGUUAACCACGUUCCUAGUUCCUCAAAAUCGCUCUUACGAUCAUUCCUUCAAACACAACAUUGUUCAGAGAUGAGCAGCUCAAGUACAUCUUUAACUUCUGAAGCUCGUGUUUUCUGGAGCAAACUAAAGUAAAGUGUCUUUUCGGUAUUAGACAUCUCAUCUAGAUCAAUAGUGAUGCAAUUUGCAGAGAUUACUAAACUUUCUGAAUCUGUAUCUCGAUUUCGCCAUAAACUGAAACCAACUAGAUUUCCAGCCACAUUGUCAACAUCUCUACUUGUUGAACGCCUGUAAAUGAGCUGUAAUAGCUGUGUUCUCAAAGAUCACUUUGCUCUACCACGGGAGUGUUCCAAUGCCAGAUACAUCAGCGAAUUAGCACAUAAUGAACAGAUAUUGAAAGAAACGAAAUUAAAACAAUUUUUAAUAAAAGAACAAAAACGAUCAAAAUUGUACAGGACCUUGGUCGCCAAAGUUAAUUCCAGUUGUAUUGAUGACAAACCUUUAUCUGCUUUGCCAGCUGAAAAAAUUCCUACUUUUUUGCCUCGCAAUGCAUCGUGUGAUACCACGAGUAGAGUAGAUUGUCAAACGUACAAUGUCAUUGGUGAUCACAGUGAAGUACUAGACAACUCAGAAAAGUUUUCGGCGCAAUCACCUAAACACGACAUUAGUCUAUCUAGUCGUACAACAAUAACAAAUACUACUACUCAUAAUAUUGAUAAAUACAUUGAAGAAAGUAUUGAUAACUUAUCAAAUCGUGCUAAGGAGUUAUCACUUCAUAGUUUCCCUUAUCUUGUGAAUAGUUUAAAACUAAAAACGUUUAGUUUAUAUGAACAUAAAGCUAGACAAUUGAGACAAGCAGUUGGAAGACGUGUUUAUUCAGAUGCUGAACGUAAAAGGGUCUGUGAUUUACGUCGAAAUAAAGAAGAUCUAAUUUUGUCGGAAAAUAUUAAAGCUAAAGCUGAAAAACAUUUUCGUAAUUUAAAAUCCAAUAAAACUUUAGAGUCAUCUUAUCAUUCCGAUAAAAAUUCAACACAGAUUAUAUCUACUAAUAAAAAUAAUUUGACAAUCAAUAUGCAUAACAAUCCAACUAAUGAAAAUAAACUUAACACUGAUCGGAAUCAAGUGUUGCAUAAAUCAGUAUUAUCCUAUUCAGAAAAUACUGAUUUGUUAAAUUGCAAUGAUAACAAAGAACUAAAUCAAGAACAAUCCGAACAUGAUGAUCAUAACGACGAAAUGGUUUCCUUAUGGCAUCGUUUAUCUAGUCGUCUGAAUAAAAAAAUCCCACCACUUUGUCUUUGUAUGCAAUAUUCUCAGGAUGAGAUCGAUGAAAUUCCACAGUGGUUGAAAUGUGCGAAUAACUGUACAUUUUAUCAUAAUCCAGAAGCUUUUUUGAAGGUGUUACUGGACUAUAUCCAAUCGCUAAACUUGUCAUAAGAUCGAAAAAACAAAUUCUUAUCAUAGUAAAUGGCUACAUUCUAUAACAUUCACAAAUUUCGGAUCAUAGCUACCAAAUUGCACUAGCUGAUUCUACUGGAAUACAAUAGAUUGAUUAGAAA
Schistosoma turkestanicum is the source of this 1694-nucleotide messenger RNA. Lineage: Eukaryota; Metazoa; Platyhelminthes; Trematoda; Strigeidida; Schistosomatidae. The record is from the annotation of a GenBank genome assembly.